This is a messenger RNA of Ictalurus furcatus (blue catfish), 4953 nucleotides long. Its product is annotated as sideroflexin-5-like. NCBI's taxonomy places the organism in Eukaryota, Metazoa, Chordata, Actinopteri, Siluriformes, Ictaluridae. Gene Ontology annotation, biological process: mitochondrial transmembrane transport; monoatomic ion transport; citrate transport. The transcript has 19 exons. The record is from RefSeq and is a predicted model, not a curated record. The coding region runs from base 365 to 4552 and encodes 1395 amino acids. Gene Ontology annotation, molecular function: citrate transmembrane transporter activity; monoatomic ion transmembrane transporter activity. Gene Ontology annotation, cellular component: mitochondrial inner membrane.
UCGAGCCCCUAACCCUGGAGAUGCGAGGCAAACGUGCUAAACACUAAGCCACUAUGCCCCAAAAUAUAUAUCUGGGAUUUAAAAUCUAGAGUUGACAAAGUACAGAUGCUGGCAAGACAUCAGUUUUUAUCUGCCAAUUGCGGCAUCAUAUACGAGAUGAGGAGCAGGAGUCAGAAAAAACACACACAAAACACCAGAAUACAUUCACUGAUCUAUUGCAAAUUCUUAUCAAGGACAUCAUCUAAAGCAGAGACAUAACAAAAGCAUUAAGCAUGUUUACUCCUUAUAUGUCUUAUAGGUACCACCAGUGAUAAGGAUUGGACACACCUGGCAUUUGGAAUUUGGGUGUUGUGGAGAAAUAGUGAUGACCCACAAGCGCGCACACAGUGAUGAGGCCAGUAAGAUCACAGUUGCCUCACGUCCCAGUAUGGCUGUAGAGAGUGUAAACAGCCAGAACAUGCUGCUCUCUAAGUCCACCCUCUGCAUCAAUGGCAGCCAUGUUUACUCUGAGCCCAUCUACUCCAAAGGACCAGGGAGUCUGCCAAUCAAGCGCACACUACUGGAGAAAUGCUCUCCUUUAUCACGCUCGCUGCAGAAUCUUACCCGCCGCAGUGAAGACACACAGAGGCGUAGCUCCAUUGACAAGAGCAAAAAGGAGUUUGAGGGAGAGACUGAGGGCUUCUCAGCCCUAACAUUGGGAGUCAGCACCUCAGAGGGGAAGCCGGUGCAAGCCACUGGCCCCCUGGUGAUGGCUUCUUCCUAUACAGAUGUCUCAGAUAAAGGGAAGAAGCUGAGGAAAACUCUGUUCUCCAGCGGGAGAAGUGACUCUCUCCCAGCCAAACCUGAACAGGGUCAAGAGGGACGUCUGCGUGGCUGGUUCGGUGCCAGUGACACCCAAAACAAGCCAAGGCUGGGAGUUCCUCCUAAAGUAGAAAGCAGUCCAGAAACAUCCGCAUCCCUCUCUCCCUACUACCCCACUCUACCACCACGCUCUCUUCCCCUAGUUUCUGCUACUAGCCACAUGUCGUCCUCUCCUGUUGGCCCUCACACUAAUCCAUUCUCCCAUGUCUCACCUCCACCACCCUCCAUCUCCCCUACCAAUCCUUUCCUCACACGUCUGCAAAGGAACCCCUUUUUUGAGGAGCUCAUAGCCGAAGAAGCUUUGAAAUCUCCUCCUGCAAUUUCCGGUUACUACAACUCUCCAUUCAACCAUUACCCAGCAUUCCCUGUGAGGAGUGGCCUUCCAAGCAGUAUAUGUGAUAGCACACCAAACAAAAUGUCCUCUAUAAAGAGAGAGAGGCCUCGGAGUGUAGCUAAGCAGAGGUCCCUCCCUGCCUUAAUGCCUGGGACACCAGAGACAGCCACUGUGAACUCUAGUAAUGCAAUGCAACCAAGUCGUCCAUUAUCUGAGAGUAGGGGGGAAUGUGAUGAAUUUGAGGCUUUGGCCAGUAGUCGUCUUAAGUCACCAGUUGGGACUCCCAGUCGACCAGCCUCAGCCACAAUCCCUCCUUCAUCUCCUAACCCAUCUAUUAAUCCAGUUGAAUACUGCAGUAUUAAACCAAAAAUGGGGAUCAUAGUUGAUGAAAGAAUCUCCAAGGACUGUAACCUACCUGCUUUAGCCUCACGAAGACCAGUGAGGACCCCAGUUCCCAUUCAAGAGAGGUGCUCAGACAGCUGGCUAGACCGGGCACAGGAGCUUGCUGUCCAAAAAGAAGCUUGCCUGCUUUUCCAGACAGAUUUGGCCUCACUACGACAUCGAGAGAGACAUAGAGAGACAAACACCAAAGUUUCCCAUCUAGGUAAAGACUUGCACUGUGCUAUUCUUGAGCAGAAUGUGAAUGUUUAUCCACCUUCACAUACUGUACAAAUGUCCAGAGAUGAAAAUCUGAACAUUUUUAAAAAUGGACAAGAGAAACUUUUGACUGAGGGAGGCAUAAAUAUUGCACUAAAGAAUUCACAAUAUGGGUAUGAACACAUACAGGAAAACCCCCAGUCUUCUGCAAGUGACCACACUGUGCCCAGUACGCCAUUUUGCCCCUCAGACUGUGAUACAACUGUGAGCGAGUCAUUGUGCAGUGACUUUCAGGUCCAGAUAAAUCCAGAGUCCUCUUCUGAACUGAAGCCAUUUUCUGAUCAAAAGAUUGAGAACAUAAUCACUACUGCAGACAUUACUACUCCAGAUUCCAAUAAUAAUAAUACUAAUGACACUUCUCAGUUUGCUUUUAUUGAUUGUGACAGCUCCUCUUCAGUUGUGAACCAGACUACUUUCGGAAUUAUAGAUAAAGACGGUAACAAGGUGUUAACCCAGUGCCCAAAUGCCACAGAUUUGGAAUCAUCUGGGAUGUCAGUAUGUGGGUUAUCCUCAGUGCCCCCUCAAGAUUUAUUAAACAGAGUGGCAGAGCAAGAACCAUUUUCCCUGAAGGAAACUCCAAAUACUGUUGUUAGUACAAGUGGAAUGUCCAACAAUAACCACUAUGAGAAACCCUGUGACAACUUAGAACAACACAGCAGCCAUCCACAUUCAAAUUAUACUGCAAGGGUUGAAUCAGAGGAUCCUAAUCACAAAGAGAGCUCUGUAAAUCCACAAACAAUCCCCAGACGAAACAGGGAUGACGGAAAUGUGACGGCACAGCUUAAACCUGAGGCAAUAGAGGACAAUGCAGGCUUAGAUGCUCCACAAGAAGUUGAAUGCUGUUUGAUUUAUGACAAGGUUAAGACUAAAACAGCUGAACUCAAGCCAGAAGCGAAUAACUCCAAUGUUCCUGUUUCAGAGAGCCACAAGAUCAGUGAGUCCCCUUUGACUCUAACAGAUGGCCUCAGUUUUGAGGACUUGCAUGUCCGAGUAGCACCAAGAGGCUCAAGAAGCCCUUCCAAAACUGAAAUUAGAUCAGCACGCAUUAGGACACGUUCCACUACAAACUCCCCCAAGACUGGCCCCAGUGCAGUAUUAUCAACAGCGUGCUCUGACCUCAGUUCAACCAAACCUUCACUGUCAGACCUUUUUUUGAAUAAGAGUUCAUCCCCUUCUUCCUCCCAUCCUAAUGCCACUUCUGACCCCAGCCUGUCCUUGCUUAUGCAUUACCCAACCACAAGGCCCAGCUUGGGAAGCACUCUGGCUGAGGCCUCCUACACCACCUCCACACUCCAGCAGCAGGUCACUGCAAAGCACACACUUACCCCAGAGGAGGCAGAGCCAGCUAGCAGUCGCCCUCCCGCUGAGGAGAGCAGCCCCCAUCUAGUGAAGCCUCUGGCCAGCACAGCAGUGCCGGGAGAGAAGAAAUCAGUGCUAGAGAAACUGCGCUCUUCCAUCCACCCUGGACGCUCCACACAGCAGAACAUGGCUGAGCCGGAGAAACCACAGGCAACGAUUGUUAGUCCCCAUGUAUUGAAGGUGUCCAUGUCAGAGGCCCACGCUCACUACCAGACUAUGAGUAACAUGGAGCUGAUUGCUCUACUGCUGCAACAGGAGAUAGAUGCGGAGAGACAGCGGGCCGAGUCAGAGCUCCAGGCAACGCUGUUGGAGAAGCGAGAGGCUGAGCUGAAGAAGCUAAAGGUCCAGGUGCGAGAUCUGGAGGACUACAUCGACAAGCUGCUGGUGCGCAUCAUGGAGCAAACACCAACCUUGCUGCAGAGCUCCUUCCUCGGCAGGUUCAGACACUUUGUAGACAUCAUCGACCCCAGAACUCUUUUUGUAUCAGAGGCUCGCUUAAAGCAAUGUGUUGCUCUACUGGAUGAUUUUAAACAUGGGACUCUUCCUCCUGGAACAACAGAUCAACAGCUCUGGGAGGCUCAGAAGGUGAGACAGGCUAUUAUCCACCCUGACACUGGACAGAAGAUCUUUAUGCCUUUUCGCAUGUCAGGUUAUGUUCCAUUUGGAACACCCAUAGUGGUUGGUCUUCUCCUUCCAAACCAGACUCUAGCAUCCACUGUGUUCUGGCAGUGGUUAAACCAGAGCCAUAACGCUUGUGUAAACUACGCCAACCGCAAUGCCACAAAGCCCACGCCAACAUCGAGAUUUAUUCAGGGCUAUCUGGGAGCUGUGACGAGUGCUGUCUCAAUUGCGGUCGGUUUGAAUGUGCUGAUUGAGAAAUCCAGGAAAUUUAACCCAGCCACCAGACUCAUCAUACAGAGAUUCAUUCCUUUCCCUGCUGUAGCUAGUGCAAAUGUGUGCAACGUGGCUCUGAUGAGACACAACGAACUCUCAGAGGGAAUUGAUGUGCUAGACUCCAAUGGGAAUGUGGUGGGCUCUUCGCGGAUAGCAGCCAAACAUGCACUGAUGGAGACAGCGUUUACACGAGUGGUCCUUCCACUGCCUAUAUUUGUUCUCCCACCUAUCAUCAUGGCUUUUGUGGAGAAGCUGCCGCUGAUGCAGGCCCAUCGCCGGCUCAUGCUGCCUGUCCACAGCUUAGUGUGCCUGGCCGUGUUUGGUCUUUCUCUGCCUCUCGCCAUCAGCCUCUUCCCACAGAUGUCUCAAAUCAAGGCUGCUCACCUUGAGCCGGAAAUUGCCAUGGCAACCGAUUGUAAGGUGCUGACCUAUAACAAGGGACUGUGAAGAAAGCAAACAGAGAGAGCACAAGAGAGAGAUGCCAAAAGAGAGAUAGCAGAGGAAAGAGAAGACAUUAUUCUGUUUAAGCAGCUGUCCAUGGUCGUGUAACAAAGCGGGUGCAGUGGAGUUUGGAAAGGAUUACAUUGUAGCAUAAGAGCAAUAAUUACAUAAUUUUAACUACAUUACCUUAACCUUCAAGCCAAUAACCUGUAUUAAUUAAUCAUAUAACAGUAUGUAGUUUACAGUAUGCAAGUUUUAGUGUGAUAAAGUGUUGCACAGUCUUUAAUGCAUUUUUGCAGGGUCAAUUCACAUUCUACACAAUAUUCUGUUGUAAUUUUAGCUAGUAAGCAUUUUUAUUACUUUAAGAUUAAUGGAACAUUAAUUAUGGAAGAUUAAUGGAAGCAGUG